Molecule: messenger RNA, 666 nt
Organism: Acanthosepion pharaonis
Lineage: Eukaryota; Metazoa; Mollusca; Cephalopoda; Sepiida; Sepiidae
Source: the annotation of a GenBank genome assembly
AUGGCCCGAUCAGUUGCAGAUGUAAAAAAAGAUGUUGAGGAGAUGGAGAUGUUGGUGUCAGAAUCAAAGAGGAGCCAUGUGAAAGAGAUUCUCCAAAUUGAGUUGCGGAAAUUACAGAUUGAAUUAUCUAAACUAAUGACAGAGGGGGAUGAGACCAAAACCAAGUCGACUGUCAAGACUACCCCAAAUUGUCCAACUGUCAGUCUCACUAAUUAUGCUUGGGAUCAGUCGAACAAGUAUAUGAAAAUUUACAUUGAUCUCAAAAAUGUCCAUAAUCUUCCCAAAGAGAAAAUUACAUGUAAUUUUGAAGCAAAAUCCAUGAAUUUGACUGUUUAUGAUUUAGACAACAGAAAUUAUCGGUUUGGUGUGAAACGAUUGGCUGGAACAAUUGUACCUUCAGAAAGCUUUUUCAAAAUAAAAACUGAUAGUCUUGUCAUAAUGAUGAUGAAACAGAGUAACACAAAUUGGGAACAUGUCACAGAGAUGGCUGCAGAGAAAUCAAAAGAAAAAACAAAAAAGAAACCAACACUUGAUGAUAGCAAGGAUCCCAGUGAAGGAAUUAUGGAUAUUCUGAAAAAUAUCUAUGAAGAAGGUGAUGACGACAUGAAGAGAACAAUUAACCAAGCUUGGUAUGAGUCCCGUAACAAGACUUCUUCAUUUGACUAA